Molecule: messenger RNA, 2408 nt
Organism: Lindgomyces ingoldianus
Lineage: Eukaryota; Fungi; Ascomycota; Dothideomycetes; Pleosporales; Lindgomycetaceae
Product: SEC1 family transport protein-like protein SLY1
Exons: 10
Coding region: 150-2219 (689 amino acids)
Biological process (GO): endoplasmic reticulum to Golgi vesicle-mediated transport; intracellular protein transport
Cellular component (GO): cytosol; Golgi membrane
Molecular function (GO): syntaxin binding
Source: RefSeq, a predicted model, not a curated record
CCACGAUUGUGGUAAAGUGGCCACAAUUAUCUACGACCCUUACUCUCACAGACACUCUGAACGCUACCUGCGCUUACACUCGACCGCUCCCCUUUACUUGCACAUGAGGUGACGUGCAUGUUGGCGGGCGCCAGCGAGAAGCAAUCGCUAUGGCUACUCUUCGAGAUCGCCAAAUAGCCUUUAUUGAGCGCAUCCUCAACCUCAACGUGCAGACCCAGCCCGCCGAUGCCCAUCAUGACGCGAACGUCAACGGCCUGCUUCCCGCGAACUCCCCAAUACUCUCGGAGUCCGGCCAGCCGAUAUGGAAGGCUCUCGUGUUCGACGAUAUGGGGCGGGAUGUUAUAUCCAGCGUCUUGAGAGUUAACGACCUGCGGGCAUGGGGGGUUACAAUACAUCUCAACAUCAACACCACAAGACACGCCAUCCCCGAUGUACCAGUCAUAUACCUCGUGGAGCCCACUCCCACAAACCUCCAGAUAAUAACCUCUGACCUCUCCCGCAACCUCUACUCCCCCGCGUACAUCAACUUUCUGUCCUCAAUUCCUCGGCCACUCCUUGAAGACUUUGCAGCACAAACCGUAGCCUCGGGGACUUCGGAGCACCUGGCUCAGAUAUACGACCAGUACCUGAAUUUUAUCGUCUCCGAGCCGGACCUAUUUUCUCUUGGAAUGGAUGGGGCAUAUGGCACUCUUAACAGUGCGCGGACAUCCGAUCAGGAGUUGGAUGCGGCUGUGGACCGAAUCGUGACUGGACUCUUUUCAGUAACAGUAACAAUGGGGACAAUACCUAUAAUUCGAUGUCCCAAAGGGGGCGCUGCGGAACUCAUCUGUGCCAAGCUAGAUCGCAAACUCCGAGACCACAUCCUGAACUCGAAAACGAAUCUUUUCUCCGGCGGUGAUCAGAAAUCUUCCCCAGCUAUAGGGUCUCGGCCAGUGCUCAUCAUUGUUGACCGAAACGUGGAUUUGAUUCCCAUGCUAAGCCACUCGUGGACGUAUCAAAGCCUGAUCUACGACGUGCUCUCCAUGCACCUCAAUAGGAUUACCAUGUCCGUGCCAGUCGAUGAUAACAACCCAGAGAAAGGAACGAAAAAACAAUCCUACGAUCUGACAAGUUCGGAUUAUUUCUGGCUACGAAAUGCCUCGCUGCCAUUUCCUCAAGUCGCAGAAGACAUUGACACCGAAUUAACAAAAUACAAGGAGGAUGCGAGUGAAGUGACGAAGAAGACUGGCGCUUCAUCACUAGAAGAUUUGCAGAUGGACACUAGCCAAUCUGCUGCGCAUUUGAAGGCGGCAAUCACGUUGUUGCCAGAGCUGAGAGAACGGAAGUCAACUCUUGAUAUGCACAUGAACAUUCUUGGUGCACUAUUAAAAGGCAUCAAAGAUCGUCAACUAGACGAAUACUUUCAACUUGAAGAAAACAUUACGAAGCAAACAAAAGCCCAAGUAAUGGACCUCAUCAAGGACGGUAACAAAGGAAGCGAGCCCCUGGAUAAGCUAAGACUAUUUUUGCAAUGGUAUCUAAGUACCGAACAAGACGUAUCUCGGGCCGAUCUCGAAAGUUUCACACAAGCCCUAGAAGCCGCGGGAGCCGACACAACCUCUAUCAAAUACAUCAAGACGGUCUGGCAACUCACCCGUAUGACCAUGAUAUCUUCAGCCCCCACCCAAUCCACGCAAAAUACGAACGAGCUAUUCCGAGGCUUCAGUAGUCUCUCAUCCCGCGUCACCGACCGCUUUAAGGACGCCGGUCUCGGCGCCAAUCUCGAAGGCCUAGUCUCAGGCAUCAAAAACUUUCUCCCCGCAAAUAAGGACCUCACUCUAACCAAGAUCACCGAAUCCCUCAUGGACCCGCAGAAUGCUUCUUCGUCCGCCAUCUCAAAGACUGAAAACUACCUCUACUUCGAUCCUCGAUCAGCCAAUGCGCGCGGAACUCUCCCCCCUGCUAGCCAAGCGCGAAAUCAGCAAAGCACAGUUGGAAGGGGUAUUGAGGCGAGCUUUGGACAGAGGAGGCAGGGGUUCAGCGAGGCCAUUGUGUUUACGGUAGGCGGCGGGAGCAUGGAUGAGUAUGGGAACUUACAAGAGUGGGCGAAGAGGAGUAGUGUAGGCGGUGCAGCGGGUACCGGGCAGAAGAGGAGAAUCGUGUAUGGCAGUACGGCAUUGCUCUCAGCGACCCAAUUUGUGAAAGAAGAUCUAACGAGGUUGGGGGAGGAGAGCAUGUAGGCUGCUGGAGAGGAGCUACUUCACAGUGUUUUGACAAGGCUGUGCUGAGUAGACUAGGCAGGUAUCUGGGUGCACCAAAGAACGAAUGCCAGCUUGUCUUCCCAAGGGACACCCAUCCUGGAUGCGCGAAAUGUCAUACAGACACAAACCUGUGCGCCAACAGAUCAAUAACGACUCUUACUAUCAAAC